Molecule: messenger RNA, 1983 nt
Organism: Striga hermonthica
Lineage: Eukaryota; Viridiplantae; Streptophyta; Magnoliopsida; Lamiales; Orobanchaceae
Source: the annotation of a GenBank genome assembly
AUGGUGGGCCUACUUGAGUAUCCCUGGGAACACUACCGACAGUACUUGGACCAACAGAGGCCCGAAAGUGAUGCAUUGAAUGUUCCGUGGACGUUUGAGGAGUUUGUAAUGAAGACAUUUGCUGUUGUUAGAGACCGGUUAAUCUUUUGUAUAACAGGGUUUUGUACUCAUUUACCGACCUCGUUUAUUCCUCGGGUGACCGUAAAGAAAAUGAUUGAUAUCCUUGACAUGCUGAAACAAUUUAAUGCAUUCCUGCAUAAUGCGGAUACAGGAAAUAAAGGGUGGUUUGAGGAAGCUCUGAUUGAGAAGGAGGAUUCUGGAGGGACCACACCAAACACGACUUUAUGUAUGAUCAGGCUAAAGUGCCUGAAAGCACUCAAGUUCCUUAGAGAAAAUCUCCAGGUCCCGCGUCGUAAAGGAUAUGUUGGAAUGAAGAACUUUUGUUUGAAAAAUGCGUGCUUAAUUUUCUGCACCGUCUCGAGCUCGGCAAAGCUGCACAUCAAAAAAAUGAAACCGUUUGAAAUGGUGAUAAUCGAUGAAGCUGCACAGCUUAAAGAAUGUGAAUCGUGUAUCCCAUUGCAGCUUAAUGGAGUCCGGAAUGCCAUACUUGUUGGCGAUGAGAAACAACUUCCUGCAAUGGUCAUCAGCAAGACUUGUGAGAAAGCUGGUUUCGGGAGGAGUUUAUUCCAGAGGCUUGUUAUGUUAGGGCACGGCAGGCACCUGCUAGACAUUCAGUACCGAAUGCAUCCAUCCAUAAGUUUGUUCCCCAAUAAGGAGUUUUACGGGGAACGGAUUACGGAUGGUCAAAUUGUCACUGAAAAAGCAUACGAAAAGCGCUUCCUAAAAGAACAACAGUUCGGUUCGUAUUCUUUCAUUAACAUGACUCACGGGAUGGAGGAGCUUGAUAGUAGGCAUAGCUGGAUAAAUACAGCAGAGGUGUCCGUGGUGGCUCAGAUAGUCUCCAGACUCAGUAAAGAAUGCCGCAACUCAAAGCAAAAGGUCCGAGUCGGAUGCCUGUCUCCAUACAAAGGCCAGGUUGCUGCAAUUCAAGAAGAACUUGGAAAUACAUACAGCACAGACUCAAAAGACGAGUUUUCAGUUAACGUGCGCACGGUCGAUGGCUUUCAAGGUGGGGAAGAGGAUGUGAUCAUAAUCUCGACCGUUAGGUGCAAUAGGAAUGGAUCUGUUGGCUUUCUCGACAAUCAUAACAGGACGAAUGUGGCCUUGACUCGAGCAAGGUACUGCUUGUGGAUAAUAGGAAAUAGCUCAACUCUGUUAAACAGCGGCUCAGUUUGGCAGAGGUUGGUUAUAAAUGCGAAUAAACGUGGCUGUUUUUAUAAUGCUUAUGAGGAUGUGAACUCAGCUAUCGGGGUUGGUGACGCCUUAAUUGAGCUUCGCCAGCUGAAUUCGCUGUUUAGUACGGAUUCUGUACUGUUCAAAGAGGCAAAGUGGAAGGUUUACUUCAAUCGUGAUUUCCAUCAGUCGAUUAGUAGAUAUCGUGACUUGGGAAUGCUCAAACAGCUGGUUGCUCUACUGGAAAAGCUUUCAAAUGGGUGGCGCCAGAAGAACAAAGUCAAGACGGUGGAGGACACUUAUCAGCUUCUGGAACUGUGUGAUGUGAAGGGCCCGCUAAAACUGAUUUGGACGGUCGACAUUCUCGGAGAAGAUUCAACCGACACGCAAGUCAUCAAGAUUCUUGAUAUCCUGCCGCAAUCUGAGAUAGCAGAAAUGGCGAAAAAAUUCAAUGUCGUGUUGGGAAAUUACACCGUGAAUCAGAUGAACCGUUGUCUGUGCAAGAAAACCGAAGGGGAUUUGUUGGUUCCAAUGACGUGGCCAGUUGAUGCGAUCUCAGGAAGUAGUGAGCUAGCCACCCGACUAGCCGCUAUCAGCUUGAGGGAUGACGAGCCAGCUAGACCAGUCACUAUAAGAAGGAAUCACAGCGAGUGGAAGUGGAAAAUACGCAGCUCCACGAAGAUGGACUAA